Molecule: messenger RNA, 2406 nt
Organism: Drosophila kikkawai
Lineage: Eukaryota; Metazoa; Arthropoda; Insecta; Diptera; Drosophilidae
Gene: Taf5
Product: TATA-box binding protein associated factor 5
Biological process (GO): transcription initiation at RNA polymerase II promoter
Cellular component (GO): transcription factor TFIID complex
Molecular function (GO): RNA polymerase II general transcription initiation factor activity; protein binding
Source: RefSeq, a predicted model, not a curated record
CUUGUCCACACCUGGUCACACACCCACGCAAACAAAAUACGAGAUUUUUUCUCCCGGAAAAUGAGUCUUGAAAUGAGCAAUGUAAACGGAGGAACCGGCGCCCAGGGCUCCCGCGACAAACGUGAGUUGCUCUGUCUGCUAAAGCUCAUCAAGAAGUAUCAGCUGAAGAGCACGGAGGAGCUGCUCUGCCAGGAGGCGAAUGUGAGCAGUGCGGACUUGUCAGAGAUCAGCGAGAGCGAUGUGCAGAAGGUGCUUGGCGCUGCCUUGGGACUGGGCGAUAACGACCGGGAGCGGGAACGUGCUCCUGCCCCGCAGCACCCGCCAAAACAAUCGGCCGUGACCGAGGCCAAUGCGGCAGAGGCGCUGGCCAAGUUCAUCGGCGACGACAGCUUCGACGCCCAGCAGUACGAGCAGGCCUACCAGGAACUACGCACCUUCGUGGAGGACUCCCUGGACAUAUACAAGCAUGAGCUGUCCAUGGUGCUGUACCCCAUUCUAGUGCAGAUCUACUUUAAGAUGCUCGCCAGCGGCCUCAGGGACAAGGCAAAGGAAUUCAUCGAGAAGUACAAAUCUGAUCUCGACGGCUACUACAUCGAGGGUCUGUUCAGUCUACUGCUGCUGUCCAAGCCGGAGGAGCUGCUGGAUAACGAUCUGGUGUCCGCCAUGGAAACGGACCGGUUUGUCAUACGCAUGUCAAGGGACUCGCACUCGCUCUUCAAGCGCCACAUCCAGGAUCGCCGGCAGGAGGUGGUGGCCGACAUCGUGUCCAAGUACCUGCACUUCGAUACCUACGAGGGCAUGGCGCGCAACAAGCUGCAGUGCGUGGCCACGGCGGGCUCCCACGUCGGCGAGGCCAAGCGGCAGGACAAUAAGAUGCGGGUUUACUAUGGCCUGCUGAAGGAAGUUGACUUCCAGACGCUUACCACGCCAGCGCCUGCACCUGAGGAGGAGGACGACGACCCGGAUGCACCGGAUCGUCCAAAGAAGAAAAAACCGAAAAAGGAUCCGCUUCUAUCAAAAAAAUCCAAGUCGGAUCCAAAUGCCCCCUCAAUUGACAGGAUACCCCUGCCGGAACUCAAGGAUUCGGACAAGCUGCUAAAGCUGAAAGCACUGAGGGAAGCUAGCAAACGACUGGCGCUUAGCAAGGAUCAGCUGCCUUCCGCUGUCUUCUACACGGUUCUCAACUCCCAUCAGGGCGUAACUUGCGCCGAGAUCUCAGACGAUUCCACGAUGCUGGCCUGCGGAUUCGGGGACUCUAGUGUGAGGAUCUGGUCCCUGACGCCCGCCAAGCUGCGUGCCCUCAAGGAUGCUGAUGCGCUGAGGGAGCUGGACAAGGAGUCGGCCGAUAUCAAUGUGCGGAUGCUGGACGACCGAAGCGGAGAGACGACCAGGAGUUUUCUGGGCCACACCGGGCCAGUAUAUCGUUGCGCCUUUGCACCCGAGAUGAACCUGCUCCUGUCGUGCUCGGAGGACGGCACGAUACGACUGUGGUCCCUGCUCACCUGGUCCUGCGUGGUCACAUAUCGCGGCCACGUCUACCCGGUGUGGGAUGUGCGCUUUGCUCCGCAUGGCUACUACUUCGUCUCUUGCUCCUACGACAAAACUGCCCGCCUUUGGGCCACCGACUCCAACCAAGCUCUGCGCGUGUUUGUGGGCCAUCUGUCUGACGUAGACUGUGUGCAGUUCCAUCCGAAUUCCAACUACGUGGCCACUGGCUCCAGCGAUCGCACAGUGCGCUUGUGGGACAACAUGACCGGCCAGUCGGUGCGCCUGAUGACGGGCCACAAAGGACCGGUGAGUUCGCUGGCCUUCUCCGCAUGCGGCCGGUAUCUAGCCUCCGGUUCGGUGGACCACAACAUCAUCAUCUGGGACCUGUCGAGUGGAGCUCUGGUUACCACCCUGCUAAGACACACCAGCACCGUGUCCACGAUUACCUUCAGCCGGGAUGGCACGCUCCUGGCAGCCGCUGGCCUGGACAACAACCUUACGCUGUGGGACUUCCACAAGGUCACCGAGGACUACAUAAGCAAUCACAUUACGGUGUCGCACCACCAGGACGAGAACGACGAGGAUGUAUACCUGCUGCGCACAUUCCCCAGCAAGAACUCGCCGUUCGUCACUCUGCACUUCACGCGCCGCAAUCUGCUCAUGUGCGUCGGUCUCUUCAAGAGCUAGUCGGUACACGUAACGUAGAUGUAGAUGUAAGUAAUGCACGAAAUAUGUCUAGGAUAAAAGUCGUCGUUUCAUCAUUUUGUGUUUCUUCCACGCUCGGAAUGAAGUAGUGUCUUACCCACAUAAGAACCACAGUUUUCGAUUUUUUUAAGCUGCUCACGACCAUUCGGUUUUAAAGUUUAUAAUAAAGGUCAAUGCAAUGCCCCCUCUGGUGUUCCGCAUUGCUAAAUAAGA